Molecule: messenger RNA, 1094 nt
Organism: Triticum aestivum (bread wheat)
Lineage: Eukaryota; Viridiplantae; Streptophyta; Magnoliopsida; Poales; Poaceae
Product: protein TsetseEP
Exons: 1
Coding region: 6-821 (271 amino acids)
Source: RefSeq, a predicted model, not a curated record
UAGCCAUGACGAUGAGGAAGCGCCCCUCCGCGUCCUCUCUUCUUGUAGCACCGCUGCUGCUUAUGCUUCUUCCAGCGUUUGGUCUUGCUGCAGGGAGGCGCAACCUGAUCACUAGAGACCCUCGGUACGACCCACACACGAACCCAAAUCCAGAACCACUGCCAGGAAAACAACCAGAUCCAAACCCUCAACCAUUACCAGACCCACAACCACUGCCGGGACCACGACCAGACCCAAACCCGCAACCACUACCCGAGCCUAAACCCAACCCACAACCACUGCCAGAGCCACAACCUGAUCCAAACGCUCAACCAUUACCAGGACCGCAUCCUGACCCAUAUCCACAACCACUGCCAGAGCCACAACCUGAUCCGAACGCUCAACCAUUACCAGAACCGCAUCCUGACCCAAAUCCACAACCAUUGCCAGGCCAAAACCCGCAACUGUUGACGGGUCCACAGCCAAACCCAAACCGGCAGCCAUUACCAGGACCGCAGCCUGAUCCAAACCCACAACCAUUACCAGACCCAAACCCGAAACCAUUGCCGAACCCACAGCCAAACCCAAACCCUCAACCAUUACCAAGACCGCAGCCUGAUCCAAACCCGAAACCAUUGCCGGACCCACAGCCAAACCCAAACCCUCAGCCAUUACCAGGACCGCAGCCUGAUCCAAACCCACAACCAUUACCAGACCCAAACCCACAACCACUGCCAGGCCCACAGCCGGACCCGAAUGCACAACCAAAACCACCACUUGCGACACAAGCAGAAAAGGAAAAUGUGGAAGCAAACAUCAUCCUAGAGGAGCCGCUAGGAUGAGAUGUUCGUGUACUACAACCGCGCCAGAUAUAGUACACUCUCAUGACUUAUAUUACCAGCUGGAUUAAAUAAGUGGCGUGUUGUACCCACCACCAUCAAGUCAUUCCAUGCUAUAUAAUGUCAAGAUCAAUCAAGAUUAGGGUAUGAUGCCCAUGUAAAUCUUGUGGUUGUCCUGACUUACUUUUCUAGCUUCUAUGGAGGAUAAGUAUGUGUGUGCUGGUUGUACUAUGAUUGUGUAAUGAUAUAUAUUAAAAUUUCUACUUUGUACCUUUA